Fopius arisanus is the source of this 2390-nucleotide messenger RNA. RefSeq names its product ADP-ribosylation factor-like 5 (gene Arl5). The coding region runs from base 350 to 889 and encodes 179 amino acids. The record is from RefSeq and is a predicted model, not a curated record. Gene Ontology annotation, biological process: intracellular protein transport; protein localization to Golgi membrane; vesicle-mediated transport. Gene Ontology annotation, cellular component: trans-Golgi network; cytoplasm. Gene Ontology annotation, molecular function: GTPase activity; GTP binding. Lineage: Eukaryota; Metazoa; Arthropoda; Insecta; Hymenoptera; Braconidae. The transcript has 3 exons.
AUUGCUUGAGGCAAAUCGUUGACUGCUGUCGAGCAUUGUCGAGCUCCAAUAAGAAAUUCAUUAUCUCGAGUGACUUUAUCGCGAGUAAGUUUAUGAAAUUCCGAAAUAGAGUUCCACGAUCUUGACAAGUGGGAACAACAAUGCGGAAUGCAGAUCAAUGACAUUGCGAACAUAACCCCGGUCAACAUGACAUAUUCCCAGAUCUAUGGAAAACACGACCUUGUCGUGAUUAUCAACGAAUAACAGUUUUGGAUUGACUCCAUACACAAAAAAUAUCUUCAGUGAUUCAACCGAGACUUGAAUACAAAUUAAGCAAAAGCUUCCUCAAGAUACAAAAAAAAAAACAGCAAUGGGACUUCUAUUCGCCAAAUUAUGGAGUCUCUUCGGCAACGAAGAGCACAAGAUUGUAAUGGUGGGUCUCGAUAAUGCGGGAAAGACAACGAUCCUGUACCAAUUCCUUAUGAAUGAAGUAGUCCACACGUCGCCAACAAUUGGCUCGAAUGUGGAGGAAGUUGUGUGGAAGAACAUUCAUUUCAUAAUGUGGGAUUUGGGGGGACAGCAGAGCUUACGAGCUGCCUGGUCUACAUAUUACACCAACACUGAGUUUAUAAUCAUGGUGAUUGAUAGCACAGAUAGGGAGAGACUCAGUGUUAUCAGGGAAGAGCUCUACUCUAUGCUGAAUCACGAGGAAUUAAGCAAAGCUAAUGUCUUGGUUUAUGCCAAUAAACAAGAUUUGAAGGGGAGCAUGAGUGCAGCUGAAAUAUCGAGGCAGCUUGAUUUAACAUCUAUCAAAAAACACCAGUGGCACAUACAGAGUUGUUGUGCACUCACUGGUGAAGGGCUCUACCAAGGCCUCGAAUGGAUUGUCGGGCGUCUCAAGAAAACAUGACGGAUUAUUCCACCCUCAAUUUAACAAUAAUGGUUGUACAAAUUGACUAUGCUCUAUCAUAUGUAAGAAUUAAUUCCUUUUCUAUCAUAAAAAAAGGUAUGGAAGAUCCUGGUGGGCGGGAGAGCGCUAAACGUGCAAUUCAAUAUGAGAUGGCUCGACUGAAUUCAUUCGUGUUCCAUUAGUCGAAUUGAAGUUAAUCGGUGAUACUCAUUUACCAUAGAUAAUGUUCUUCGCAGUACGUACUGAAGCCCGUCCACCUUCCAUAAUGACACAGGGAGAAUGGAAAGCCCUUUCAAGCCGUAAAUUAAAUAAUUCAACAAGCGAAGUGUUCGACCUGUUGAGCAACUCCAGUUUCAAUAUUUUUUAUUCUUGUAAAUAUGCUUCAGUAUGUACUAUUUAAUUCUGUAGAUAAACAAGUGCUCGUCAUUUAUCAAUUAGUAUUAUUUUAUAGUCAUUAACAUCACAAAAAUGUCACGAGAGAAAUUCACAACUCGAGAGUAAAAUAUUCUUGUAAUUGUACUUCCUUCGUGGCCCAUUAAAAUUUAUAACAUAAUACAUCAUAAAAUAAGUGAUGAAAGUUACUCAACAAGUCCGAACCAGAGCAGACUAUUCUGUGAUAACGUGAUUUUAGCAGUGAGACAGUUGUCCCCUCAACAAUAGCAAUAUAUUUCUUUUCCAAACUGGAAUCAAAGAAUUUUAUUGAAGAAUUAUUCAGUCUCAAAGAGGAAAGAGUAACACGUCGAGAUUUCAAAGGGAAUAUCUCUGAAUCUGAGUGGGAAAUUCUUCGCUAUUCAAUUAGUUGAAAGAAUAAGCUCAAAAGUGAGCGGCAAGAGCUUUUUAAUUCAUUAUAACUGAUACCCCAACGACUGUCUAUGUAUCAUUUCCGUUUUUGCAUUGACAUUUUUAUUAAUCCAUAGAUAGCAAUACUCUGCUAGAUCAUUUUCCUGUAGAAGGGAAUAGAGGAUAAUGAAAGGGUUUCAAUUGAGUGAGAGAGUUAAUCGGUUAAUUAACGAUUACGUCUCAAUCAUCCGAGUGAGAUUGAAAGAAAACGAAGAGGAAAGUAUAUAGAAGAAAUGAAGAAAUCAUUUUUCUCAUAUUGAGAAAAUAAUUGAAAUUGAGGAUAAUCUUACACUAGAAGCUGAUCAUCACACUUCUCUCCCCUUGAAUUUGUCUCUGAAUGCCUGUCAUGCGGGUGCAGCUAUUGUGGUCAAGAUAAUUUUUUCAUAUUGUUUAAUCUCUUCCCUUUGUACUGUGCAUUGGACACGACGGAAAGUAAAGCCACCGAAUUUUAUUGGUUGUAUUAAGCUCGUUAAAAUAUCAAGAUGUCAUUGAUCAUGUGUAUUAUAUUACUGGUUUCAAUACGACCACAGAACAAUGGGAAGUUGGAAAUGAAGAGAAGAGGGUGGAGUAUCUAUAGUUUUUUGUCUAUGAAUCUGUUGAAAGGGUAAAGUUGAUGGAAUUAUGAUGUAUAAAAUUAAUAAUAAACAUGAUGCAAUUAUUA